Messenger RNA from Epinephelus fuscoguttatus (brown-marbled grouper), 2529 nucleotides. RefSeq names its product epidermal growth factor receptor kinase substrate 8-like protein 1. Gene Ontology annotation, cellular component: plasma membrane; vesicle; ruffle membrane. The record is from RefSeq and is a predicted model, not a curated record. Gene Ontology annotation, biological process: positive regulation of ruffle assembly; Rho protein signal transduction; regulation of Rho protein signal transduction. NCBI's taxonomy places the organism in Eukaryota, Metazoa, Chordata, Actinopteri, Perciformes, Serranidae. The transcript has 19 exons. Gene Ontology annotation, molecular function: actin binding. Bases 107 to 2116 code for a protein of 669 amino acids.
GAGUUACACUGAGACACAGGACAGGUUUUACUGUCUCUAGAAACACACAUACACAGCUGUUGACACUGGGAAUUAAGUAUUGGAAACCUAUCAACUUUGACAAAAGAUGACAAACAUCAAACGACACCUUGUUAAUCACCUGCUGACGUUCUCCCUCCAGGAUGGAGAUGUGCAGAAUGUUGAGGAAGCCCAGUCACGUCUCUCCUUCCUGGCUCAGAACAAAAAGCUGUGGAGUCAACAGAUGUUUCUGGAUGUGGGAGCGGAUGCCAUCCAUCUCCGAGACAUACAGAGCCAGGAUGAACUGGAGAAGUAUUCUUUCAAGUCCAUCUACCGCUGCGACGCCAUUAACACAGAAAAACACUUCCCAUCCCUCCUCCUGUUGGUCUGCCAAAGUGCGGACCAGAAGAAGCCGGACAUUCACUUCUUCAACUGCGAGACCGUGAAGGCAGAGCAAAUCUGUGAUGACAUCGCGAGAGCGGUUUCAGGUUCCUCCUCCAGCAGGAGUCAAAAUCUCCCUGCUGCCCUCAGGCUUCCUCAGAGUGGGGGAGAGGUCAUCGACCCCUAUGAAAUCCCAAGCCCCCCUGUCCCGCAUGCUCCAAAUCCACCACCGUCCAACCCUCCACCUUACCCUGGACUCAGAGCGAACGGCGUGAACGGCGGGCUCGAUAUCUCCUUCCUGCGAGCAGAGAGAGAAGUGGGGAUCCUCAAUCACUGUUUUGAUGACAUCGAGAGCUUCAUGGGAAAGCUGCAGCAGACCGCAGAGGCUGCGACGGUGCUGAACCAGAGGAAGAAGAAGAAGAAGAAAAGUAAAAAGCAAAGCGCUGAAGAAGAUUUACUCACUGCAAAGGCCCGUCCUCCACCAGAAGAGGAGUUCAUUGAUAUCUUCCAGAAAUUCAAAUAUUGCUUCAGCCUGCUGGCUCGUCUGAAGUCGGCCAUCUCCAAUCCUUCAUCAGAGGAGCUUGUUCAUCAUGUAUUCAAACCUUUGGAUAUAAUGGUGAGAACAACAGGGGGACCAGCUCUGGGAGCCUCAGUGUCCAGCCCCGCUAUGACCAGCUCUGCUGUCUCCCUCCUACAAGACAACCUGAGCGAGGAGGAGAGGCAGCUGUGGACAUCUCUGGGUCCCAACUGGACGACACCACGCUCUCAGCUCAGAGGGCCCGUAGCACCCUACACACCUGUGUUCUUGGAUGGUUGGAAGCCAGAAGCCUUGAGGGCAGACGGGCAGGUUUGGGAGGAUCCGGUCGAGUCACAGCACAAACAUGAGGCCCUCCAAGUUAAGCAAGAGCAGCAACAGCCAGCUGGUCCUCAAGACAUCCAUGUCAGUGAUGAAACAGACGGCAGCACACCCCCACCACAGUCUGAGAGACUCUACAGCUGCACUUAUGACUUCAUAGCCAGGAACAGCAGUGAGCUGUCAGUGCAGCGCGGGGAGACACUAGAGGUGAUUGAGUCGUCCAAGCGUUGGUGGAAGUGUCGCAACCGCUACAACCAGAUUGGCUUUGUUCCCUUCAAUAUCCUGGACUCCAUGACUCACAUAGACAGCCCCGUCACAAGUCCAUCUCCUCGUGUUCCAGUUCCUCCUCCCCUCCACUCCUCUCAGCGCCCUUUCUCUGCAGUCGCACCCACUCCUCCUACUCCACCUCAGGCCACAACCCACUCCCCUCAGCGCCCACGCAGCUUACCGCCAUACAGCCAACAUGUACCUUCUGCAGAGGACCCAGAUACUAAAGUCAUGCUGAUAAAUGACGAGCUGCUCCAGAGGCUGACCAAUGGAAAGGCGAACCUGAACAAACCUCUGGUCAUCCCUCGCUCCUCAGAGACCUCUGUGCCUCUGAACUACCACUCUCCUCCAGACGAGGUGGCCAACUGGCUCAGAGGGAAAGGCUUCAGUGAGCCAACGGUGUCAUGUUUGGGAGUGCUGACAGGCGCCCAGCUCUUCUCCCUUACCAAGGACGAGCUACAAGCUGUGAUUCCAGACGAGGGCGCCAGAGUGUACAGCCAGCUCACUGUGCAGAAAUCACUGCUGGAGGAUACCAGACGGGCCACGGAGUUGGAGGCCGUCAUGGAGAAACAGAAACAGAAGGUGGAUCUGAAACUGGAGAGCAGCACAUUGUGAGCAGCAGCAGCGGGUGUCGACAUCAUGAAAGAGGUUCAGAUGAAGGAUUGUGUUCUUCUGGUCGUGUUGUCACAUGAGAGUGAACUGCUGAAUUAUUAAUUCUGUUCACCAGUAAACAAACAUGCAACAGCGGCUUGACCAUCUAACAUUGUCUGUGAGGACUAUUGUGCUAUAAUGACCUUGUCUUAAAACCAAAGCGAACCAGAUAUUUAAAGCAGCCGCUGUGCUGAUGAAAUAUUUUAAAGUGUAUGUUGUUGAUUUUAAUGUGAAUAGUUUUCUGGUCUCAUCUCUACUUAGUAGGUAAUGACUAACUUAAAAUGUAUUUAUCUUUGUUUGUAGAACACUUGUCGAAUAAUUAUUAACAUGCCUUGACAAUGACAAGACCUUGGCAGACAAUAAAAAUUAAAAUGGUG